AGAGCGUGCCGGGGCGGGCCGAGGGCCAAGAUCGGACCGAGAGCAGGGGCCGCAGCGCGCUGGAAGGGCGGGUCGAACUGAGGAGACGGUCACGUGACCGUCCGUUCCAGGCCCACUGGCAGCGUCAAUUCGACAUGAACGUCAGCACUCCCGUUAAAAAUAAUGCACGUCUCCCAUGCCGGGAGGACUUGGGUGCUGCCAGGCCGGCGCUCACCCUCCGCCUUCAUCUUCCCUCCUCCUUCCGGCCCCCGAACAGCUGAGGAUUUGUGGUCAGGCUCCCUUGCCUAUGGGGAGGCCGCAGGGCGUGCCGUCCCGGUCCCCCACGCUGUGUACCCCCCACAUAUGUGGGGCAGAGCAGCCACCCUACCACCAGCAGCAGCCAUCCAUCCUCAGAUGUGACCACUUCCCGAGGUCUCCACUGUGUCUAACAACCCACAGGGCAGUCACCACCGCUUUGCAGAUGAAGAAACUGAGGCAGUCUUCCCGAAGGACGGGGCAAAAAAAGCAGCAACUAGACAAAGCGGAGCGGCCGCAGAGCCCAUCCUAUGCAGUGCAGGCACCCUGCCCCAAGGAGCCCUGCUUGGGACCACCCACCACUCUGGGCCCACACCGCAGCAUCUAUUUCUCAAGCCCAAAGGGCUACCUUACUCGACUGGGGUCGGAGUUUUUCGACCAGCCGGCAGUCACCUUGGCCCAGGCGUUUCUGGGACAGGUCUUAGUCCGGCGACUUCCUAAUGGCACAGAGCUCCGAGGCCGCAUCGUGGAGACUGAGGCAUACCUGGGGCCAGAGGAUGAAGCUGCCCACUCAAGGGGUGGCCGGCAGACCCCCCGCAACCGAGGCAUGUUCAUGAAGCCAGGGACCCUGUAUGUGUACAUCAUUUACGGCAUGUACUUCUGCAUGAACAUCUCCAGCCAGGGGGACGGAGCUUGUGUCUUGCUGCGAGCACUGGAGCCCCUAGAAGGUCUGGAGACCAUGCGUCAGCUUCGCAGCACCCUCCGGAAAGGCACCGCCAGCCGUGUCCUCAAGGACCGUGAGCUCUGCAGUGGCCCCUCCAAGCUGUGCCAGGCCCUGGCCAUUGACAAGAGCUUUGACCAGAGGGACCUGGCUCAGGAUGAAGCUAUAUGGUUGGAGCAUGGCCCCCUGGAGCCCAGUGGACCAACUGUAGUAGCAGCAGCCCGGGUGGGCAUUGGCUAUGCAGGGGAGUGGUCCCGAAAACCCCUGCGCUUCUAUGUCCGGGGCAGCCCCUGGGUCAGUGUGGUCGACAGAGUGGCUGAGCAGGAUGCACAGGCCUGAGUAAAGGGCCUGCCGGGACAACAUUUUAAUUGUUAAAAAACAAAUAAAUGUUUUAUUUCUAGAAAA
Messenger RNA from Callithrix jacchus (white-tufted-ear marmoset), 1360 nucleotides. RefSeq names its product N-methylpurine DNA glycosylase (gene MPG). Gene Ontology annotation, molecular function: DNA binding; alkylbase DNA N-glycosylase activity. The record is from RefSeq and is a predicted model, not a curated record. NCBI's taxonomy places the organism in Eukaryota, Metazoa, Chordata, Mammalia, Primates, Cebidae. Gene Ontology annotation, biological process: base-excision repair.